GAUAGCGAAUCCUAGCCGUCCAUCAUCUAAUCUCCCCCCUGUUGAUCUAACAAUAUAAUAAAUAGAUAACCACCACAUCUUCGUUCAAACUUUUCAUUCGCCCCUCUUUCUCAGCUUUGUAUUUUCUCAGCGAUUCAAACAGAUGGCUCGUACUAAGCAAACUGCUCGCAAGUCCACUGGAGGAAAGGCACCAAGGAAGCAACUGGCUACCAAGGCAGCUAGGAAGUCUGCACCAACCACUGGUGGAGUGAAGAAGCCCCACAGAUACCGCCCUGGAACUGUUGCUCUGCGUGAAAUUCGCAAGUACCAGAAGAGCACUGAGCUGUUGAUCAGGAAAUUGCCUUUCCAGAGGCUUGUGCGUGAGAUUGCUCAGGACUUUAAGACUGAUCUUCGUUUCCAGAGCCAUGCAGUGCUAGCUUUACAGGAAGCUGCGGAGGCAUACCUUGUGGGUCUUUUCGAAGAUACCAACUUGUGUGCCAUCCAUGCUAAGAGGGUGACAAUCAUGCCAAAGGACAUCCAGCUAGCUAGGAGGAUCCGCGGGGAGCGUGCUUAAGGUGCUCUGCCGGAUGAUUUGGGGGCAUGGGGUGGUGGUGUUUGUGUUCUGUUUUAAGUUGGUAGAUAUGGGUAGCGUGGUGGUAAUACCUCCUUGGUUAUACCUUUAGUUAAGAACUUAAGAUGUAGCUCUGCUGAUGAUUUUAUUUCUAGGAUAUGUUUUCUCUGGUCCCUAUUCGGUGGCUUGUUUGUGGGAACCCUGUAUUGUAUGUUUUUACAUAACAAUCUUUUAUAUUAACUGCUGGUUUGAAUUUGUUAGUACUA
Daucus carota subsp. sativus is the source of this 816-nucleotide messenger RNA. RefSeq names its product histone H3.3. The record is from RefSeq and is a predicted model, not a curated record. Lineage: Eukaryota; Viridiplantae; Streptophyta; Magnoliopsida; Apiales; Apiaceae. The transcript is spliced from 5 exons. Gene Ontology annotation, molecular function: DNA binding; protein heterodimerization activity; structural constituent of chromatin. Gene Ontology annotation, cellular component: nucleosome; nucleus. Bases 143 to 553 code for a protein of 136 amino acids.